AUGGCGACAAAAAUCCCGGGCUCUUUGGUUGAAAGAGGGGGUCGUAACACAAAAAAAUUUCACAUAUUAGCUAAUGGUCAUAGAAGGAGUAAUCACACUGGACGCAUUCGAGUGGAAGGUGUGGAGCUGUGGUGGGAGGAAGAGGUGAGUAAUGGGAUAGUUUCUUUUUAUCAGAAGCUUUACACAGAACCUUUAGGUUGGAGACCCAAACUUGAUGGACUCCCUUUUGAUGCUUUUUCUGAGUUAGAGAGAGAGGGGUUAAAGCUUCCUUUCACUGAAGAAGAAGUUCCAAAAGCCUUAUCAAGUUGUAAUGGGGAUAAAGUUCUGGGGCCUGAUGGGUUUACUAUGCAUUUUUUUAUAGAAAGUUGGGCGGUUGUGAGAGGUGAGGUGAUGGGUACCUUUCAGGAGUUCCAUUCUACUGGUGUCUUUGAGAAGUCGCUAAAUGCAUCAUUUAUUGCCCUCAUCCCUAAGAAAGGAAGCACUUCUGACAUUAAGGAUUUUCGUCUUAUCAGUUUGGUGGGUUGCGAAUGUGUGGAUUCAAGAUUAGGCAAUGGUGUUCCUGGAGUUCUAUGCAAACUUGAUAUUGAGAAAGCUUAUGAUCAUGUUAACUGGAAUUUUCUCCUCUAUUUGCUACAAAGAAUGGGGUUUGGAAGCAAAUGGAGGAAAUGGAUUGAGACAUGUCUUUCGUUUGUCAAGUUCUCAAUUCUUGUAAAUGUUCUCGGGGAAUAA
Cornus florida is the source of this 729-nucleotide messenger RNA. RefSeq lists its product as uncharacterized. The transcript has 2 exons. The record is from RefSeq and is a predicted model, not a curated record. NCBI's taxonomy places the organism in Eukaryota, Viridiplantae, Streptophyta, Magnoliopsida, Cornales, Cornaceae. The coding region runs from base 1 to 729 and encodes 242 amino acids.